Xenopus laevis (African clawed frog) is the source of this 895-nucleotide messenger RNA. RefSeq lists its product as uncharacterized. Lineage: Eukaryota; Metazoa; Chordata; Amphibia; Anura; Pipidae. The record is from RefSeq and is a predicted model, not a curated record. The coding region runs from base 1 to 663 and encodes 220 amino acids. The transcript is spliced from 4 exons.
AUGUGCUCCUUAUACUUCACUCUGAAGUCUGGAAAUACCAGAAAGAGCAAGGAAAAAGUCAUUGUGGUCCUUGAUGACUUGAGUGAAAGCACUUUACAGGAGAAACGUAGAAUCCUUCAAGAACAACCAAGUAUCGGGCGAUAUUCCCAAGAUCUCAUUCUCUUCAGUCAAACAGAAAAAAAGGCUGGGUUUAAGCAAAACACACUGGAACCACUCAAAAAAACUUUAAAGGCCAGUUUAAAACCUGACUCUUCAUUAUCAUCAUCGUCAUCGUUGUCAUCUAACCAGAAUCAGAAUUUCUUCAGCACAGAAAGAAAAGCAUAUCGUGGUGGGAAUUCCCAAAGCACUCUGAGUAGUGAGGGGCCUGAGGUUUCUAGGGGCAAAGAAUCAGCCAGUGCAUUCAAUGAAACCCAUCCCUUUAGUCAAAAGUUGGAUCAGAUAUUAAGCAUUGUAUCCAACCAGAAACAACAGCUUGAAGAGUUUAAGAAGGAUCUCCACAUGGAGAUAUCCAAACUGAAUAAAGAACAUAGUGACGAGAUAUCUAGACUGAUUCAGCAUCAACGUGAAGAUAUAUCCAGACUGAUGCAGAAACAUCAAGAAGAGAUAUCCAGACUGAAUAAGCAACAUAGAGAAGAUAUAUCCAGACUGAAUAAGCAACAUUGAGAAGAGAUAUCCAAACUCAUUACGUACAGUCAUCUGAAGUUUUCGAGGGGUCAAUCUUCAACAUCAGAAAAGAGGACCAGAUGUCCCAAGUCAAGGUCAACAUGUUUUGAUGCAGUUCCAGUGAGAUAAAAUUGAGCUCCAUUAAACCUUUUUACACUGUUAGAUAAUAGGUCCAAAUGCAAUUCUAUGAUUCAUGAUAAUGUUGAUCACAAUAAAUGAGUAUACCUUUAAA